Molecule: messenger RNA, 1444 nt
Organism: Pieris brassicae (large cabbage white)
Lineage: Eukaryota; Metazoa; Arthropoda; Insecta; Lepidoptera; Pieridae
Exons: 7
Coding region: 235-1107 (290 amino acids)
Source: RefSeq, a predicted model, not a curated record
UCGGAAUAUAAUUAUGAGAAGGCUCUAGGACUAAAAUUUGAAGCUAGAUUUUAUGUCAUAAGUACCUCUAAGCCCCUGAAAUUUUUAAUUCUCGUUUUAGUUUGGGUAUAUAUGAUAUAUAUCUUUUAUAUAUAAAUUAAUUGAAAAAAAAAUGCAAUAGCUAUUAGCAAGAAUGACAUAAGUAAUCUGUGAACUUUUCAGCAUAAAUAAGAUAUACUCAGAAUUCGUGACAAAAUGGGUGAAAUUAUUGAAAUUUCUACAAUACGAAACCACCAAAGGAGAUUCUAUAAGUUUACCAGUAAAUCUGUGAUAUUUUCUGUUAAAGGAAAUUCAGGAUAUGCUAUGGUUGGGUUAGCCGAUGAAAUUGGAUUCUUCAAUAUAGACCAUUGGGUUUUUAUAGACAAAGAAGGUAAGACUGGAGUUAAUGAAUUCAAUCAAGUAAUUAUUGAAACACCAACACCUGGAAUUUUGGAAGAGGAUAAAUUUCAUAAGUUUUGCCUUACUUGGUAUGGUAGUAAAAUUGAAUUGAGCAAAUUUGGGGAAUCAGAAUUAAUAUUUACCAAAGAAAUUACAAAACAUAAUUUAAAGUAUGUCACAUUUUUUGGUUGUAACCAGAAAAAUACCUUACAAUGGAAGUUACUGUUACCACCUAGAAUUGAGAGACCUGUUUUAAAACCAAUUAUAGGUGGUAAGCCAUAUUGGGUGCCAUAUAAUGGUAAACUGCCAUAUGGUGCAGUAAUAGGUGGAUAUGAAAAUGAAUUUCUUUAUAUAAUGAGAGCACCACAUGUGGAUUCAUUAACUCCUGGAAAGUUUGUACCAUCUAUGAAAUGUGGAUUUAUAGGAUGGGAAGGACAUUCACAAUUAAAAACAGUGUUUGAGAUUCUCUGUGGUCAUGAUUGUGUCUGGGUACCAACAAAAAAAUCAGUUAUACCAACUGGAGCCUUUGCUGCAGGAUUCACAGCUUAUGAGCAAGAAACAAUGUAUAUUGGUCGUGUCAAAUAUAACGGUCAUAUAAUACCAGUUAGAUGUUCGAGCCUAUGCUUAAACCACAUGAGAGGUGUUUCCAUGCCCGACGGUGAGGUGAUGCUAGAGCGUGCCAAGAAUUAGGAAACGAGAAAAUCGAAGCAUUGGUAAAUUCUUAUUAGUUUAAUUCAAUAACAAUUCAUUUGCUCACUAGUAGGGGAUCCGCUACUAUUAGAGAGCGGGGAUUUCGGGAUUUACUACAGCGAUAUACACCGGGAUACCUUGUACCCGGCUUAGUACCUCUACCAAACAUGAGCCCCAUAUCAACUCAAAAUAUUACUAAUUUAUAAACUACAAUUUAUGAUCGCGGCGUACGGCUAUUUAUGUUAAAGCAAAGCUUUUUUACCAUUGCACAGCUAAUAAUUCUAAUGCACAUUAUACCUAUUAACUCUUUUUUUGAAGUAUAGUUUCUAUUUGUAUA